Molecule: messenger RNA, 947 nt
Organism: Spirometra erinaceieuropaei
Lineage: Eukaryota; Metazoa; Platyhelminthes; Cestoda; Diphyllobothriidea; Diphyllobothriidae
Source: the annotation of a GenBank genome assembly
AUGCCUGAGUCCCUAUCAAAAUACGUCGAAAAUAGACAGUGCAAUUUUUUGAAGAGAAAGAAUUCUGCCCAGAAUGCUGAGCAGGAUGAAACAGGCGUAAACGAGAAUGCUGUUGAAGACUUUGACACCAAAUAUGCCGAGUUUGUGGGGCGUGUUCUGCCGGGUUUCGAAGUCUACUACUCCAGAGAGCCGAACCAGGUCCAUGGUAAGGUUGAAAACAGGGCAGGCGUUUUUACGGAGAAGCAGAAUCGAGGGCUCGUAAUCGUGCCAACAGCUCUGCAUAAACCUACACGUGUUCCUCAUCGGGCUCAAAAAAGGCGCUUUCUGGAACCUGAACCAGCAAUCAACGAUGACUAUCUUUUCCCAGAUUCAGUGACUCCAACAAAGGUGGAGAAAUCCUUGAGUGCCAGUGAGAAGAGUAUGGGAGAUAAGGAGAACCGGUAUGAUGUACCCUUUAUGGACGAUGAUGCCUUUCUGCCGAGGAGACUGCGCUCACAGUCACACGUUACGCCAGGCACCGAUGAUGAGACCUCAAGUGAGCUGGGUUACAGUUACGGCUACUAUGAGGGACGCUGCAUGAAAUCGGACCAUCUUGCCAACGUGGACGAUGAGAAAUCAAGUCAAGGUAAGUUAGUAUUCUUAGCCGAUUCAAAGUAACUUGUACCACUUGCAUGAUGCUCCCAUGUAGUUUCUAAAGCGGCUGUUUCUUAAACAUUUUACCAAUUUCAUCAGCUAAUUUUGGUUUCAGCUGCAGUAUCAUGGUAACACGUAGGGCAUGACGCAAUCACGCCAAUGUUAUGUACAUCAGUGAAUUCCGUUUGUUGGGAACUGUGCAAUAAACCGCUGAAAGUGUGUUUACGUGGAUUUCUCGGUCUGACAUCAAAAAGCACAUAAAGUUUCGUUUUUGUUUCUAGAGUUUGGUCUUUAAGAGUUCAUCUUCUGUCCAU